Symbiodinium sp. CCMP2456 is the source of this 2682-nucleotide messenger RNA. Lineage: Eukaryota; Dinophyceae; Suessiales; Symbiodiniaceae. The record is from the annotation of a GenBank genome assembly.
AUGUGCAGCAUCUCAUCAUGCACGCACGAACAGCAAGUCCUGACUUUGUCCUCUUGUCAGGUCAUGUCGAUAGAAAUUCAGAAGCAGAUCAAGGACAAUGCAACGAGCGUCUCUGACUUCUUCUCCGACUUGUACAAAUGGACUGAGGACCAGGUCAAGGAGGAGCGCAGGAGGGAAAUUCGAAAAACGGCUCGGCAAGUGGGCAUCGACGAAGCGCAGAAGCUCAUAGCAGCAAAGCCUGCCGAGCGAGAUGCAGCUGAACAGAUAAAUGACGCCCAUGCGGACGGAGAAAGGUCCGAUCCGAUCAAACGCGACAACGCACCGAUAGCCCAGUACUACCAUGACUGGGACAGAUACGAUCCGGAAGCAGAAGUCGGACGGAUUGAGGAGGAGGCGUUUCAGUCGCAGCGGGCAGAAAUGGACGCUCGACAGGCGGAGAAGGACCGAAUCUUGGACGAAAUGGCGCUGAAGCCAAACGGUGACCGGACUCGAACUUCGGCGGCCAAGCCUCGAGUCAAGGUCUCCGUCCGCCGCAGCGGUCGCAAGGUCGCUCCGGUAGACCUCGCAGCCCCCCGCAAGGACGAGGCAAAUCGCUUGUUUGGGGCGGGCCGAUACAGAGAGGCCAUCGCUGCUUACACCGCUGCCAUCGACUGCCUGGACAAGUACCAGCCUUCGGAGGCAGGCUACAACCCCGGUGACAGGGUUCAUGAAGACGGUGCUGGCGAGAAGGAGGCGAUUGCUCUGAAGGUUGCCCUGCUGGCGAAUCGGGCUCUGGCAUGCCUAAAGUUAGAGUUGGAUCUGUAUCUGCUGAUGAUGCGCUUCCUCAAACCCAUGGCGAAUGGGUCGAAUCGGCCAGCAGCGCUUGAGUUGACGCUUACACACCAUCUAUCCAACCUCUUGGAUGUUGAGGUUGCCUUCUUGCCGACACUGCUGGUCGCAGAGGCACAAAACACUUUCUGCACGCCAGAAAAUUUGGGUCGUUUCAAUGGCUUUCCACAGCAGCUGGAUGCCGGCAUUUACUGGUUUGGCCCCGAUGACCAAUCGGAGAAGGCCACCGGAUACCCAUCAAAGUUCUAUGAUCCGAGCAAGCCCACAAUGUUGUACUUCCACGGAUGGACGGGUGAAGGUCAGGGUUGGACAAGCCGAUGCAAGCGUCUCACAACGAGAUGUCAUCCCGACAUUUGUCCAAAUGGAGGAGGUCAACCCUUGGUGAACUCCUGGCUUGAUGAAGGUUGGAAUGUCGGUUUCUUCUACUGGGACCAGUUCGCUGAUGAGGCAUGCGUGCGAGAUGCCGAGCAGAAGCUGUGGUUCGACAAGCGAGGAGAUGGAUUCCGUUGGAAAGCAUACAAUCUUUCAUCAGGUGUGUCUUAUUACCAAAACUACAACGAGGCAUUGGAUGAGCUAUCUGUAGCGGACAUGUGUGCCUUGAACGUCAAGAAAGCAAUGGGCUCCUUUGGUGGUUCGCAAGUGCGAUUUGUGGGCCACUCCUUGGGAGCGCAGUUGGCUGUUCGAUGCGCUUCGAUGCUGCAUGUCGAGGACCAUCCCGCAGCACCCGGAAGGUUGUCGUUGCUGGAGCCGUACUUCAGCAAGCACAGUCAUUUGUUUUUUGGCUGCCACGGCGAAGUGACGACCCACGAGGGAAUGGGUGAUUUUGCCGAACGGCUAACGGUUGAAUAUGUUCAGAACAUGUGGAAACGAAAGAAGGUCGUCACCGAUGUAUACAAGAGCUCGUUAUUGACAGAGAAAGCUCCGGAAGACUCCCCCUAUACGGAGCUGAAGAACAUAGUCGAGAAUGGAGCCGUCGGUGGCUUCGAACACACCUUGGUAGGCAACCUGGGAGCUGGCCUCGUUGGAGAAGAUCUCGAGAGGGCCUCCACGCUCGUCGAGUACGAACCCGAUUGGUGCGAAGGCGUCAAGACUGAUGUCUCUGGAGACGUGGAACAUCUUGGUUGCAGGCAUUGCGCUGUCAUGCCGUUGUAUCUGCUGAGCUUCGGACGCAGAGCACCUGAAUUGAGCCCGCCGAUUCGUUCUGCUGAACCGGGUUCAGCCCUCAGCUCAUGCAUGACGCCUUCUGCAUCCUGCCUAGACGAGCAGGUGCGUGAGUGGGUUCAGCGACAGCUGGACAUGCAACCGGCCCACCAGUCCUGGAAGCAGACGGGCGGCAGCAAUACUUUCGACGGGUCCGAUGACAGCUUCAUCCUGAAUCCUUCCAUAAAGCAGGGAAUCAAGCUUGGACUGCAAAGCGCGAACUCCUUGGUGCAACUUCCCGUCAAGCGGGAAAAACCGGAGGACCUCACAUUCACAAGAGUCGUGACGACUCCUUCACUUUUUCUGUUGGCUGCGGUGGCCAUCAUGUGCACCGUCGCCGGCUGUGUCGUGGUUCUUCUGCCGGUCCUCCACAGAAGACCCGACAGCGAUGACGAGUCGCUGGCAACAUCCAGGCCGUACUCACGGAAGGACUACAACUACAAGGAUCCCUACAACCACAAGGAUCCCGAGCUUGGGCUCGGAUACGAGAACUUACUGGCUUCACCCGGUGGCUCCUUUGCAUCUUCCUAUUCAGGUCAGCGGAUUGUCCUGGCAACACCACCUGGUGUAGCAUCCCCUGGUGUGACAUCGCCUGCUGUCACAUCGCCUGGUUUCGCUCGUGCAGUGUACACUCACGUCAACCGCGUGUCCUAA